AAUUUUGUGGUAAAAUGCUCCACUUUCUUUUUUAUAAGCUAAAAUGCUUGACUUAUAAAUGACCACAAGUAGAGUAUAGUUGAGGAAUCAAAACCAAUGGGAUCCCAUAGUGAAGACAAUGUUGAAAAGCUGCUUCAAGCCCAAACCCAUGUAUUCAAUCACAUUUUCAGUUUCAUAAAUUCAAUGUCCCUUAAAUGUGCAAUUGAAUUGUCCAUACCAGAUAUCAUACAAAACUAUGGUGAACCCAUCCCACUCUCACAACUCAUUGCUAAAUUACCAAUCAACCCUUCUAAAACCGGCGACAUUUAUCGUUUAAUGAGAGUUUUAACACAUUCCGGUUUCUUCAAUGUCACAAAAAAUGAUGUAGAAGUAAUGUAUGAGCUUAAUGAUGCAUCUAGAUUAUUACUUAAGGACCAUCCCUAUAGUAUGACAUCUAUGUUACAUGUUAUACUUGGUCCAAUUAUGAGUAAACCAUGGUGUCAACUUUCUAAUUGGUACAAAAAUGAUGACCCUUCACCUUUUCAUACUGAAAAUAAUGGGAUUGCUUUAUGGGAUUUUGCUGGCCAUGACCCUAAAUUCAAUCAUUUGUUUAAUGAAGCUAUGGCUUGUGAAACUAGAAUGGCUUCUAGUGUUAUGAUGGGAAAGUUUAAAGGGGUGUUUGAGGGAUUGGAAUCAUUGGUUGAUGUUGGUGGAGGCAUAGGAACAAUUACUAAGGUUAUUGCUAAGUCAUUCCCAAACAUUGCAUGCAUUGUGUUUGAUCUCCCACAUGUUGUUGAUGGCUUGGAAGCAAGUGAAAACUUGAAAUAUGUUGGAGGUGACAUGUUUGAGGCUAUUCCUCCUACUCAAUCAAUUUUACUCAAGGGUGUAUUACAUGAUUGGAAUGAUGAGGAAUGUUUAAAUAUUCUAAAGAAAUGCAAGGAAGCAAUAGAGAGCAAAGGAAAAGAAGGGAAAGUGAUAAUCAUAGAUGCAGUGGUGGGGAAUGAGAAGGAAGACAAAGAAUCAUUUGCAGCACAAUUGUUCUAUGAUUUGGAGAUGAUGGUUUUAGUCAAUGGAAAAGAGAGAAAUGAGAAAGAAUGGUCUAAGCUGUUUUUCUCCGCUGGUUUUAGUAACUACAAGAUAACUCAUGGUCUUGGUUUUAAGUCUCUCAUUGAAGUUUUUCCUUAGUAGUUAGUUGUAAUUGAAGUAGUCCCCAUUAUAAGGACCUAUAAUCCUUUGUUUUGUUGGUGUGUCUGAACUUCUUGUGUGUAAUUGUGAGGUGCAAAUUCUCUCCCUUGUAAAGCUGUUUGCACUUGUUGUGUAUUGUUUACGUUAUUGUUUUUUAUUUUUUUUUGGUUUAUAAUUACAUUGUGAAAUGUGAAAUUAAUUUUUUUUUUCUUUGAACAAAAA
Messenger RNA from Trifolium pratense (red clover), 1386 nucleotides. Its product is annotated as probable O-methyltransferase 3. Lineage: Eukaryota; Viridiplantae; Streptophyta; Magnoliopsida; Fabales; Fabaceae. Gene Ontology annotation, molecular function: protein dimerization activity; S-adenosylmethionine-dependent methyltransferase activity; O-methyltransferase activity. The record is from RefSeq and is a predicted model, not a curated record. Bases 97 to 1164 code for a protein of 355 amino acids. The transcript has 2 exons. Gene Ontology annotation, biological process: methylation.